This is a messenger RNA of Prunus dulcis (almond), 1790 nucleotides long. Its product is annotated as dnaJ protein homolog 2-like. Bases 235 to 1482 code for a protein of 415 amino acids. Gene Ontology annotation, cellular component: cytoplasm; cytosol. The record is from RefSeq and is a predicted model, not a curated record. The transcript has 8 exons. NCBI's taxonomy places the organism in Eukaryota, Viridiplantae, Streptophyta, Magnoliopsida, Rosales, Rosaceae. Gene Ontology annotation, molecular function: Hsp70 protein binding; ATP binding. Gene Ontology annotation, biological process: response to heat; protein refolding.
UUCCAGGCACAUUUUGGCUACACGCACGAAAGCUUCAGCUCUGGAAAUAGCAAUUUCCUCUUGACUUAUAGUCGUCGUAGCGCUUUGUGGGUAGAAGAAGAGACCUGAGGGAAUCCACUGUCUCUCUUCUCUCUCUCUCUCUCUCUCUCUCUCUCUCUUUCUACUUCGCAAAGACUGAAACUUUCUCUCUUACAGACAUAGCAAAAGUAGCAGCAGUAUUGAAGUGCUACAAUCAUGUUUGGUCAUGCUUCAAGGAAGAGUGAUAACACCAAGUAUUAUGGGGUUCUUGGUGUUUCAAAAAAUUCAAGUGCAGACGAACUCAAGAAGGCAUAUAAGAAAGCUGCUAUCAAGAAUCAUCCAGACAAAGGUGGAGAUCCUGAGAAGUUCAAGGAAUUAGCUCAAGCUUAUGAAGUUCUCAGUGAUCCAGAAAAGAGGGAAAUCUAUGACCAAUAUGGUGAAGAUGGUCUUAAAGAGGGAGGAGGAGGUGGUAGUACCUCACAUAAUCCAUUUGAUUUAUUUGAAGCAUUUCUGAAUCCCCGCUAUCGUUCACAUGGAAGGAGGCAGAAGCAAGGUGAAGAUGUGGUGCAUACCUUAAAGGUUUCUUUGGAGGACUUGUAUAAUGGCACAACAAAGAAACUCUCUCUCUCUAGGAAUAUUUUGUGUCUGAAAUGUAAAGGGAAAGGCUCAAAGAGCGGAACAUCAGGGAGAUGUUAUGGAUGCCAGGGUACUGGAAUGAAGAUUACAACACGGUCGAUUGGAUUGGGAAUGAUUCAACAGAUGCAACAUGUCUGCCCUGAAUGCCAAGGCUCUGGUGAGGUCAUCAGUGAGAGAGAUAAGUGCCCACCGUGCAAAGGGAACAAGGUUACUCAGGAAAAGAAGGUUAUGGAUGUGCAUGUGGAGAAAGGGAUGGAGCAUGGCCAGAAAAUUGUGUUUGAGGGACAGGCUGAUGAAGCUCCAGAUACAAUUACAGGAGACAUUGUUUUCGUAUUGCAACUCAAGGAGCAUGCCAAGUUCAAGCGAAAGCUUGAUGAUCUUUACGUAGAGCACACUCUCAAUUUGACUGAGGCCCUUUGUGGGUUUCAGUUUGUGUUGACCCAUCUUGAUGGCAGGCAGCUUCUGGUCAAAUCAAAUCCUGGGGAAGUCAUCAAGCCUGGUCAAUCAAAAGCAAUCAAUGACGAGGGCAUGCCACAUUACCAGAGGCCAUUCAUGAAGGGCAACCUUUUCAUCCAUUUCAAUGUAGAGUUUCCAGACUCUGGGAUUCUUUCUCCCGAUCAAUCCCGAAAUUUACAGACAGUACUAUCCCCCAAGCCAAGCAAGCAUUUGACUGACGUGGAGCUGGAUGAGUGUGAAGAAACCACCAUGCAUGAUGUCAACAUUGAGGAUGAGAUGAGACGUAAACCAAGACAGCAGUAUCGGGAGGCAUAUGAUGAAGAUGAUGACGACGAUGAGCCAAUGCCACGGGUGCAAUGCGCCCAGCAGUGAGGCAGUCUGUUUUUCGUCAGUCUUAUCCGUCUUAUAGGGCAACUAUGGUUGCUUAUGCUGCUGAUUUUGUGGUUUAAGAUGCUUUAUAGGCUCCUAGUAUUCAUUUUUUCCUCUUGAUAUUUUUUACUUAUUCUGUGUUCCUUAUAGUUAGAAACAUUCUAAAGUUUGAUUGAGUUGAGAUGUUAGAAUCGAUUAAAGUUAUUUUGCAUUUGGUUUUUUUCCUCCUACUGGUACCCAAAAUGUUUCAACGAAUGCUUGAGUUGAUGUUAUAUUUCUAUUACAGACAAUAUCGUUAUCCUUCUGAUUGA